AUGGCUCCAAGCAACAGAUCGGCCGUAGUGCGGCCACUGCCACCCGAUGCCCCACGCAGUAUCCCCGACCCGAAAGGAAAAGCUGCAGAUGUCGAGAACGAGGACCAGCCGCUGCUGAAAUCAUCCAUCCCAGACGACCCGCGAGCGCAAGGGCUCGGAUUCAUUGUCUUCGCGGGGUUAAACUUCAGCAUCGCAUCGAUCUGCAUCAAGUAUGCCAGCCACCGGGUGACAUCCCAUGAAACAGUCUUCUGGCGGAUGAUUGUGGCUCUAGUCCUCAAUUACGUUUGGGCUCGAUACAAGAAGCGAACUCUGGUGGUCGAGCCAAAGUACCGCGGUCUGCUGCUCUUCCGCAGUAUCGUGGGAACUGUGGGGGUGAACAUUCAGUUCUACGCAAUGUCGAAGAUGGUUCUGACGGACGCGGUGGUGAUCAUACUCACCAGCCCAAUCUUCACCUUCUUUCUCGGUGCUGCGGUUCUUGGAGAGAAGAUCAAUCGAGUUGACCUCCUUGCCGGAAUUACGUCAUUCAUAGGCGUCAUGUUCGUGACAAGGCCCGCCUUCCUGUUCCCGACCGAAGUCGUUAGCGCUCAAGCGCCCAUGUUGGCGAUCUACUGCGCCAUCGGUGGUUCGCUGACCUCUGCGGUGGUCUACAUCCUGCUGCGACGACUAACCAAAGUGGAUCCCUUGAUCGCUAUCCACUACUUCUUCGUGUUCGGGACAUGCACCUCGAUCAUAACGCUCUUGUUGCUCGGCGUGUCCAUGACAGUGCCACUUGAGGCGACAUUCCUGUUCGCUAUCUUUGGUAGCGGCUUCUUCUCCUUCAUCGGUCAAGUUUUCAUGACCAAGGGAUUCCAGCGAGAGAAGGCGGGCAUCGCUUCGGUGAUGCGCUACUUCGACGUUGUGUUCGUGGUAGCGAUGGACGUGCUGAUCUUGGGCGAGCACGUGAACAUUCUCAGUCUCCUGGGAGCAGGGAUCAUCAUGGCUGGAGUGUCGAUGAUCGUCCUGCGCCGAGCUCGUGAGAAGGAGUAA
Molecule: messenger RNA, 1026 nt
Organism: Phytophthora sojae
Lineage: Eukaryota; Oomycota; Peronosporomycetes; Peronosporales; Peronosporaceae
Exons: 6
Coding region: 1-1026 (341 amino acids)
Cellular component (GO): membrane
Source: RefSeq, a predicted model, not a curated record